Hevea brasiliensis (rubber tree) is the source of this 1976-nucleotide messenger RNA. RefSeq lists its product as uncharacterized. The coding region runs from base 51 to 1769 and encodes 572 amino acids. The transcript has 3 exons. The record is from RefSeq and is a predicted model, not a curated record. NCBI's taxonomy places the organism in Eukaryota, Viridiplantae, Streptophyta, Magnoliopsida, Malpighiales, Euphorbiaceae.
UGUAGAUCGGAUUUAAAGGCAUCAGUCAUGUGAAACUCUCCGACUUUCCGAUGUUGAAAGAAAAUUGGAAUUGCGAAUUUCCAUUCAAGCGCAUGUACAAUUUAGAAAGUUUGGUGGUGGAUGAGUGUGCAUUUUUCUCAAAUGCCAUAUCAUCAAAUCUACUGAAGCACGCGAGGAACACUUUGAAAGAGCUGGCUGUUGAGAGUUGUGAUUCAGUAGAAGAAGUGUUUGAUCUGGAAGGGCUAAAUGCCGAUGGAGGUCAUCUUGGGCUAACAAGAAAUUUAAGUGAAUUGCGGUUAAUUGAUUUGCCUAGGUUGAGGCACGUGUGGAACAAGGAUCCUCAAGGAUUUUUGAGCUUUAAAAACCUAAAAUUGCUGCAAGUUCAUAAUUGCAGCAACUUGGCUAAUAUAUUUACUCUGUCCAUGGCUUUGGGUCUUGUAAAUCUCCAACAUAUGGAAGUAAAAAGAUGUAGAAUGGUGGAACAUAUCAUCAGGAAAGAAGCAGACUAUGAAAUAGGAAGGGACAGGACCAUAUUUCCAUCAUUGCACUCCAUUAGUAUCGAGUGUUUGCCCAACUUGUCAUGUUUUUAUUCUGCAAGAGAUGUUCUGAAAUGCCCAUCCUUGAAAAAAAUUGAUGUGGUUGACUGUCCAAAGAUGGAAUUAUUAGCUUCAGCAUUUCGCUAUGAACAAGAUUCAAGCGUGAUUGUUGAGGGAAGUGAAGAAUCUGUUUACAAGGGAGAUGUUGAUAUUUCCAUGGCUGCUUUUUUUGGUGGCAAGGUUGCAAUCCCAAGCUUAGAAGAAUUGAAAGUGGAAUGGAAAACUAUGAAGAAUAUGUGGCCAGAAAAAUUUCAAUCCAUGUUCUUGUCUGGACUGAAAGGCAUUGAGCUGACAUGUUAUCCUGGUGGAUGUGCACUUUUGCCAACUGAUUUCUUUCAAAUUUUAAUCAAUCUGGAGAAACUUGUUUUGAGAGAUGCUUCUCUUGAAGAAAAAACAUUUCAUGAAGCAAACAUUGGUGAGCAAGUACAUCCCGAAUCAUGUAAGGUGCCAAUGCUCAAGCAUCUGAUGGAGAAAGACUCCCAGCAAGUCCCAGCUUCUCAAUAUCUGGAGACAGAAACAAUGGAUUGUGGCAGAUUGAAAAUUUUACUGCCAUUCACGGUUUCUUUCGAAAAUUUAACAACUCUGGAGGUAUCAAAUUGCCAAGGUCUAAUAAAUCUAAUGACUUCAAUUACAUCUAGAAGUCUUGUGCAACUUAGAAGAAUGAAGGUAGAGAAAUGUGAAAUGAUGCAAGAAAUUGUAGCGAGUGAAACAGAUGAUGAAGAAGAAGAGAUUUGCUUCAGUCAACUACAAUAUUUGGAGCUUCAUGAUCUACCACGCCUCACAAGCUUUUGCUCUGGUAAUCCUGCCUUCAAUUUCCCAUCCUUGGAGGAAGUGAUCAUUAGAGCAUGUCCCAAUAUGAAGAUUUUUGCUAAAGAAGUUUUAAGCACUCCAAAGCUAUGGCGAGUUCAAACCGGAAAACAUAAAUAUGAGUGGGAAUGGGAAGGCAGCAUCAAUAACACCAUUGAGGCAUUAUUUACACAUACGGAGGAAGUGUUAGAUAUGGAAGAUGAAGAUCAGCAAAGGCAUGCCAAUGUACUGGACAUGGCAGGCUGGGAUAGUUGUAUUUAUGCUCUGGCUCUUGAAAGAGUUCCGGCCUCUUCAAGAAUUCCAUGUGGAAACCCUGUUGUUGUUAAUCAAGUUCGGUGCAGCUUCUAUUCCUGUAUUCAAACUUAAAUUUCAAUCUCUCUCUUGGAAAUGGAAAAACAGAAAUUGUGGGAUAACAGAAAACAGGCGAUUUAUGCUUGCUAACAAUCCUGAAAAUUAACUUGCAUCAGUUUUGUUCUAAGAUGCUAGCAAUAUAAAUUAGAAGCAGCCCAAAGCCAUAGAAUUGUAGUAAUUGCUAUGCAGUUUACACUAUCAGAAAUUUUAUCUUUUUAAACA